AAGUGGUGGGGAGGAAUAAAAGGAGCUUUGUAGCCAUAUUGAGCUGAUGGCUGUGCAUUUCUGAGAUGUCAGAGAGGCAUUUUAAAUUUGCACACAAGUUGACAGGCUUGAAGUAGAGAGUGGACUCUCAAAGUUGUUAUGUGAGUGGAAUUUUCCCUCUAGUAACAGUACUCGAAGAUCUGUUGCAAAGAAGGAAGAGUUGAGAGGGCAAGGAGUGAGGCUGGAAGCUCACUGAGAUUUGCAGUAAAAUUAAAAAGAUCUUUGAGGAUUGCAUUGAAUGAAUAGAAAGUCCAAGAUAAAGCCACAUGGGCUGGAUGCUGUGGAUAGAGAAGGUCACAGGGAUGGAAACAGGAAGGAAGAAAAAAAAAUACUGUGAAGUUCAAGUCAAACAAAUAACCUUUCAGCUGACUGGGCGGGUUUGAGUGCGGAUUACAAACUCCCCGUGAGUGAGGAAAUAAAUGUUCAGCAGCAGGGUUGAACAGAAUGGCAGCAAGGAAAGAGAAGUCUCCGAGUGUGAUAGGGACAUUGUGGAGAAGAAGAGAGAUUGGAGUGGUACUUACUGGAGAUCUGAUAAAAAGGAUAAAGUGGAAAGCUGGUUUCACCAAAAUGGAAAAAUUUUAAAGGCUUGAAACUUCAGUGGAGAGAUAAAAUCCGUCUCAAUAACGCCAUCUGGAGGGCAUGGUAUAUGCAGUACCUGGAGAAGCGCAAGAAUCCAGUGUGCCACUUUGUGACUCCACUGGACGGCUCUGUUGAUGUCGAUGAGCAUCGUCGGCCAGAGGCCAUUGCAACAGAAGGGAAAUACUGGAAACGAAGAAUUGAAAUAGUCGUCAGGGAAUACCACAAGUGGAGAACAUACUUCAAGAAAAGGUUGCAGAAACAUAAAGAUGAAGAUCUUUCAAGUUUGGUCAGGGAUGAGGAUGUGGUUCUCUGGCAAAAAAGAAGGUAUGGCAGAGAAACCCCUGUCCCUAUGGAGGAAGGCAGCCUCUUGGAUGCAGAUAUGCUUAUGUCUGAGUUCACCGAUACGCUGUUCUCCACACUGUCUUCACAUCAACUGGUUUCCUGGCCAAAUUCCAGGGACAUAGCACACUUAGGAAAUGCUGACAUGAUUCAACCAGGGCUUAUUCCUCUCCAGCCAAAUUUUGAUUUUAUGGAUACUUUUGAACCUUUUCAGGAUUUAUUCACACCCAGUCGUUCCAGUAAUUUCCUUUCUGUGUCUGCUGUCAGCUCAGCUACUACAGACAGCAGCAGCCACUCUUCCCAGUCUCCUGUCCUGCCGUCGGGUUCAUUGCCCAACACGCUCCCAGCAGGGAACAUCAGUGAUGAACUGAUUGCUUCCUCAGUACCUGCUCCUGUCAUUCCUGAUGUUGACACUGACCAGUGUUCCAGCAUUAGAAGUGAGGGAUCUUUCAUCCAGCCCACGGACUUCUCUCCCAACUCGCCUCUCAGUGGGCCACAAACUUUUAUGCCAGUGUUUCAGACAGCCUUGCCACUGCUUCAGCCUGCAACACAACAGCACCAGUCCUCGUUGCCUGCAGUGCCUCUGAAUUCUAGCUUAAGCUCUCCACCAGCUGCAUUUGCUGCACCAGAAACCCAGAAGUUUGGCCUCUGUGAAUCUACAGUUAUCACCCACACGGCUUCUGCUACGUUGACCCACAACGCCCCUGCCACCACCUUCAGCCAGAGCCAGAACCUUGUCCUGGCGACGCAGCAGCCCAGUGCAGGAGUGCCUUGUAACCUGACUUUCCAGACUACUGUCCUGCAGGGCCAGCCCCGGCCCCAGCUGCAGUCCCAACUGACAUUUGCACUCCCCAUAGCUGUUCCUCUGGCCAGUGCUGGGACAAGGCCCAAACAGUCACAAAAAAUAGUGCCUGCUCCGAAGCCUGAAACAGUGUCCUUAUUGUUAAAGAAUGCCUUCAUCACCCCAGCUGCCUUUCAGGGACAGUCCAGAGCUGUGAUUGUAACUCCAGCACCUUUAAAAAGAGAGGGGAUUUUGACGCCAGCCACGUCUCAGUCUAAUGUUGCAAUUGCACCAGCUGGAAUUGACAGAGCUCCCAGGGUGACGGAGUUCCGUAGUAACAUUCUGGUUGGUCCAGCACAGCGAGCACCAAGUAGUCAACAAACCCAGCCCACAGUCUCACAUCUCUUCUCUCCUAGUGUAGUCCAGGAUGUGUUGGUGAAAGGAGAGCAGAUCCCUUCCCACAGUAGCAGUUCACAAGUUCCCUCACCUACACCUAGCCGAGACUGUCAGAAUUCAGGCCAAGCUUCCCCCUGCACCUCUGAGCAGAGCCCCAGUCCACAGUCUCCCCAGAACAGCAGCUCAGGAAAACCUGCCACUGACCCUAAUAUGGCUGCACUUAAGAAUCGAAGAAUGAAGCAUAUUUCAGAACAAAAACGAAGGUCUAAUAUCAAGAUUGGUUUCAGUGCUCUGAACAGCUUGGUUUCAGGCAACUCCAAGUCGAUCAGCCAUGCAAUCACACUCCGGAAAACAGUAGAAUAUAUCGCUAAACUACAGCAGGAAAGAACACAGAUGCAAGAGGAAACCAAACGCCUUCGGGAAGAAAUCGAGGAGCUAAACGCUGCCAUCAUAUCUUGUCAACAGCAGCUCCCUGCUACUGGGGUUCCCAUAACAUGGCAAGGAUUUGACCACAUGAGGAAGAUGUUUGAUGAAUAUGUGAGAAGCAGGACCCUGGAGAACUGGAAGUUUUGGAUUUUCAGCAUUAUUAUUAAGCCAUUGUUUGAGUCCUUCAAUGGGAUGGUUUCCACAACAAGCUUGAAGGAUCUGAAUCAAACUGCUGUGGCCUGGUUGGAUCAGCACUGUUCUCUUCCUGUUCUGAGGCCAAUGGUGCUGAACACCCUCCGGCAUCUAAGUAUAACCACCUCGAUUCUGUCAGAUCCAUCACAACUGCCAGAGCAAGCCGCCGCGGCAGUUAUCAAGAUGAACAAGACAGCUGGCGAAACCUAACAACCAAAGACAAUGAGUUGUUGAUACAAGGGGUGGAGAACCUGCCAGGCCAGCAGCCUGGCCAGUCUCCUUUCAGUUGGUGCACUUUAGAAAGAAUUCUCUCCAUCACCUGAGAUGUUGUUCAGGGCAUCUGGCUCUGCCUUCAGAAUACGUGGAAGUACGACGCAACGUUGUCAUAAUGUUUUGAUUCCUCUUCAGUGCUGUGCUGUACUCCGUUCAGUGAGAAAACACCAAGCUCAGGUAAAUUUAGCAGGCUUGAGUCCUGCAGGCAGCAAUAUAUCUCCAUCAAUGCAGCAUGCAUCUAUAUGCAACAAACAUAUUUCUACGAAACAGCUUCAAGUACUAAGUUCUCUGAAGUGUAAAUCUUGUACACAAAGGAAUGUUCUCUUCAAGGGGAAAUAUCCUUUUGAUUUUGUGAAACAAAAUGUGCUUUUUAUUUUGUUCUCUGGUGUUCAGUUCCAUACGUUUUACUUGAAUAGUGAAAAUUGUUAAACGGGAUCGUAUUAAAAACCAAAGGAGAAGAAAAAAAAAAAUCCGUCAAUGAUGUCAACUUGUGGCAAAAAUACUAGAAUUAAAAUCUCAGGCUGUGUUUUGUGUAUUUUUAUUUUAAUGAGUGUAUCAUUUCAUGUGAUCAGUUUGAAGACAUGCUUUAUUUUCUAGCAAAUAAAGCAGCUGAUUUUUAGUAUUUUUCCUGAUAUAGCCAUUGCAGUUGAGUAGCGGACUGUGCAGUAGGUGCAAGAAAGCAGUUUUAGAUUGCCUGGAUUCUGCAAUUAGGGUAGAUACCUGAAUUUCAUGCCCAUUUAAUCUGUGAACUGUUUCCUUGCACUGCAGAGUUCAGCUGCCUUCCUCAUAAAAUGUGCACAUAUAAAACACAUCCAUAGAUAAAUGUAGUAGUGCUUCAGAGACAAGAAUUGAGUUUGUAAUGUUAAGAAAUUGGCUUUUUUUGUUAUCUCAGAAACUAUAGCAAACCACAUGAACUUGCAGACACUUCUUUUGCUUCUUUAUCUUUUUUUGCUUGUUCUUUUUGCCUUCUAUCUGAAAAACCUGAAGGAUUUAGCUACACUUGCUGUGUAUGGGAAGGCUGUGUUCAACAUGAAUUAUAAAACAUAUAAGAAUAUGUUUAAAACAUAUGCAGAAAAUACUGCAUGAC
Athene cunicularia (burrowing owl) is the source of this 4112-nucleotide messenger RNA. RefSeq names its product MLX interacting protein (gene MLXIP). Gene Ontology annotation, cellular component: nucleus. Lineage: Eukaryota; Metazoa; Chordata; Aves; Strigiformes; Strigidae. Bases 686 to 2962 code for a protein of 758 amino acids. Gene Ontology annotation, biological process: regulation of transcription by RNA polymerase II. Gene Ontology annotation, molecular function: DNA-binding transcription factor activity, RNA polymerase II-specific; RNA polymerase II cis-regulatory region sequence-specific DNA binding; protein dimerization activity. The record is from RefSeq and is a predicted model, not a curated record. The transcript is spliced from 17 exons.